This is a messenger RNA of Helianthus annuus (common sunflower), 3840 nucleotides long. RefSeq lists its product as uncharacterized. Gene Ontology annotation, biological process: proteolysis. Gene Ontology annotation, molecular function: aspartic-type endopeptidase activity; zinc ion binding; nucleic acid binding. The transcript has a single exon. The record is from RefSeq and is a predicted model, not a curated record. Bases 1 to 3840 code for a protein of 1279 amino acids. Lineage: Eukaryota; Viridiplantae; Streptophyta; Magnoliopsida; Asterales; Asteraceae.
AUGCCACCUCGUCACCAGACCCGUAAGACCACUCGCAGAGUGAACCAUGGUCCGGAAGACACUGCAUCAAAUGAUACGCCAGUUGAUCCAAACAUGGUUUCUGCUAUCAACCAAGCCUUUGCUAGAUUGCUUCCUACUCUUGUUGCUCAAGCUGUGGAGGCAGUUCUUCUGCAAACUCGCUCUGGAGGACACGUUAAUACUAAUGCCAAUUCUGGACCUAGAAUUGUUGGGAACACCGAGACUAAUAAUGCUGAGGGCAUCCAUGUAUGGCUCAAUAGGUUCCAAAAAGAACAACCAAAAUCUUUCAGUCAUGCAACCACUCCAAUCGAAGCUAGAAACUGGAUAGCUCACAUUGAGAAAAUCUUUGAAGUAUUGGGAGUUGAAGACCAGUACAAAGUCAGAUUGGCCACCUAUAAAUUGGAAGAUGAUGCGCAAACUUGGUGUGAGGGAUUCAAACAAGCUAAAGGAGGAGAUAUUUAUGCCGCUACACUCCCAUGGGCUGAUUUUUGUACUAUCUUUUAUGAGAAGUAUUUCUCCACAGCUGACAGGGAAGCCUACAUCAGGGAGUACGCUGUUAUUCGACAGGGAAAUGAUGAACCAGCAUCAGAGUUUAUGACUCGGUUUGCAAGGUUGUCUAGUAUUGUCGGUGAUGCAGCAGGAACUCCGGAAAUGCAAGAAGAAAAGUGUAAAUGGGCCGUAUGUGAUCGAAUCCAGAAGUCAAUUAUGUACAUGAAGUUCAAGGACCUUACAGAAGUGGCUGAUGCAAUCAAGACUUUUGAAUUUGAGAGGAAAGAAUUCUUAUCUCGAACAGGGGAGAACAAGAAAAGGGACAGAGAUGGAAUCCGCACCCAGACAGCAGGUCAGUCAUCCACUACCCCACAACAGCAAGACCACAAAGUUCAAGCAAAGCGAAAUCCCGGAGAUCAGACCCGACCAUGGCAGCCUAGACCCCAAAACUCAAGGCCGACACAAAAUCAAAUUCAGCCGUAUGAAGCACCGGUCGCAGCAAAACCACUAAAUCAACAUGGAAAUCGAAACCAAACCUUGAUCCCACCAUGUAAUAGUUGUGGGAAGCGUCAUCGAGGCAUAUGUCGUCGAACUUUGGGCACUUGUUUUCAUUGUGGCCAAGCUGGACAUAAGAUCAUGGAGUGUACUAAACAAGAAGAUAAAAAGAAUACCGCCAUUAUUGCACCACCUAACACUGGAGGACGAGUUUUCGCACUUACUGCUACUGAGGCUGCUAAUACCCCAGGUACUAUAUCUGGAACUCUUCAACUUGGAGAACGUGAUAUCUAUGUGUUAUUUGAUACAGGGGCAACCCAUUCUGUUGUUUCUCACUUGUUCACAAAAUACCUUAUGAUCGAACCUACGACAUUAGACCGUACUCUAUCUAUCUCUACUCCUAUGGAAAACUCGAUUAUAAUCACACACGUAUAUAGAGAUUGUCCUAUUCGUAUUGAGUCCUUUGUACGUGAAGCGGACCUUUUUCCUAUACAAAUGAGUGACUUCGAUGUUAUUCUCGGGAUGGAUUGGUUGACUCGUUAUCGUGUAUUAAUUGAUUGUUAUUCUAGACGAGUCAUAUUCAGCGACCCUCUUCAUCCUGAUGUUGUCUAUCAGGGGAUCCAACCUCGUAAAUCUCUUAAGCUUAUUUCAGCGCUCAAAGCUCAAAAGUUGAUAUCUCACGGUUGUGUCGGAUUCCUAGCAUCGGUUAAGGAUACCUUAGUAGGCGGAGUCAACAUCGACAGUUAUCCGGUUGUUCGUGAGUAUCCUGAUGUGUUUCCGGAUGAAUUACCAGGACUACCACCAGAUCGUGAAAUCGAAUUCACCAUCGACUUGGUCCCUGGUGCGAAGCCUAUUUCCAAGGCGCCGUAUUGUAUGGCUCCGUUGGAACUGAAAGAGUUGAAGGAACAGUUGCAGGAGUUGUUAGAAUUGGGAUUCAUAAGACCAAGCGUCUCACCUUGGGGUGCACCGGUUUUAUUUGGAAAAAAGGACGGUAGUAUGCGGUUGUGUAUUGACUAUCGAGAACUUAACAAGAUUACGAUUCGUAACCGGUAUCUGCUACCCCGCAUUGACGACCUUUUCGAUCAACUUCAGGGUGCUAAGUUCUUCUCGAAAAUAGAUUUGAGAUUCGGUUACCAUCAACUUAAGAUAAGAGAGGAGGAUGUCCCGAAAACUGCCUUCCGUACGCGCUACGGCCAUUAUGAGUUCUUGGUUAUGCCUUUUGGGCUAACCAAUGCCCCUGCAGUAUUCAUGGAUUUAAUGAAUCGGGUAUUCCAUGAUUUCUUAGACAAAUUUGUCAUUGUUUUUAUCGAUGACAUCUUGGUGUAUUCGAAAAGUAGGGAAGAACAUGAGGAACACCUACGUAAAGUGCUUGAAACUUUACGACAUAAGAAGUUGUAUGCAAUGUUUUUAAGAUGUGAUUUCUGGCUCAAUCAAGUAGCAUUCCUCGGUCAUGUUGUAUCGGCAGAUGGAAUCAUGAUGGAUCCCACAAAGAUUGAGGCAAUCACGAAGUGGCCUAGGCCAACUUCUGCUACGGAAGUUCGAAGUUUCUUAGGUCUAGCUGGCUACUACCGGAGGUUCGUGGAAGGAUUUUCCACCAUUGCCUUACCCCUCACGCAACUUUUGAGGAAAGGAGUGAACUAUUCGUGGAAUGAGGAACGCGAGAAGAGUUUUGAGGAGUUGAAGAAACGACUUGUAUCGGCUCCGAUACUAACUCUUCCUUCUGGUUCAGGCGGUUACCAGAUUUAUAGUGAUGCCUCAAAGAAAGGCCUAGGUUGCGUGUUAAUGCAACAUGGGAAAGUUAUCGCAUAUGCGUCACGCCAAUUGAAGCCUUACGAGGUUAAUUAUCCGACACAUGACUUGGAAUUAGCCGCAAUUGUCUUUGCAUUGAAAAUAUGGCAUCAUUAUUUGUACGUCGAGGCUUGUGACAUUUUCACAGACCACAAGAGCUUUAAGUAUAUAUUUACCCAGAAGGAGCUAAAUAUGAGGCAAAGGAGGUGGUUAGAGUUAUUAAAAGAUUACGAUGCUAAGAUUCAGUACCACCCAGGCAAAGCUAAUGUGGUGGCUGACGCUUUGAGUCGAAAGAACUUUGGCAUUGUAUCAUGUCUUCAAAUUCAACCUCGAAUUAUAUCCGAUCUUGACAGGAUGGGCAUUGGCUUUCGGGUAGGUAAAUCAGAUGGUUAUCUUGCUAGAAUGCAAAUCGAGCCCGACCUUAUCUCAAGGAUUAAGGAUGCACAAAAGUCUGACGGCGAAUUAUGGGCAAUAUCACAAAAUAAUGAGGUUGGGAAGCAGUCUGAGUUUUGGGUGGAUGAGCAAGGAGUGAUUUGGUGUGGCAAAAGACUGUGUGUACCCGAUGAUACCACCCUACGUGAGUCAUUAUUAGCUGAAGCACACAGCUCGCCAUUUUCUAUCCACCCGGGGUCUACAAAGAUGUAUCGAGAUUUGCGUCAAAACUUUUGGUGGAAUGGCAUGAAGGAGGACGUUGCUAAAUACGUGAGUAGAUGUCUCACGUGCCAGCAGGUGAAGAUCAAGCACCGGCGAGCUAGCGAACUUUUGCAGCCAUUAGAUAUUCCGGUGUGGAAACGGGAUGAAAUCUUGAUGGACUUUGUAAUAGGUUUGCUUAAGACUUUUAAGAAGAAUGAUACUAUAUGGGUCGUUGUCGAUAGAUUGUCUAAGUCGGCUCACUUUCUGCCGAUUCAGCAAGGAUUUUCAGUUAGUAAGUUAUCCUGCAAGAGAUUAUUCGGCUACAUGGUACUCCAUCCUCGAUCGUGUCCGAUAGAGAUCCGAGGUUUACCUCACGGUUUUGGAAAGGCUUUCAAGCUGCUUGGGGUACAAGAUUAA